UCGACAGAGGCAGCGAAGCAGAAAGAGUAACCUUCGAAGGAUGUGAGUUAGGGGGCUGGACGGUACUGCAAAUGAUAGAAAUUGGCUUCUAGGCUAGAAAUUGGCUUCUAGGCGAUAUACAUAGUACAAGACUCACCGUUUGACUGAGGCAAUCCUCAGCCAGGCCGCUGCCACCAUCACUGUCGCUGUGUGCGGCUGAACGGAGGGACGAGGUACGGGUUUGCUUGCGGGUGAAGGUAGGAGUCACUGAAACGGUUGGGUGGUUGUCUCCAACUGGUAAUAAGGCAUACCAUCAUCGACUGCAGCGAUGAGCUCACGUCAAAUCCAAGCAGUUUUCGACGACUACCAGAAGGCGAGGAGUGAAUUCGUUCAGACAGUUGCCGAGCUGUCGUCGCGCCCUCAGAAUGCAGCCAUCCUCAGAGAAUCAGAUGUUCUACAGCAUCUGCGUCCACUGCUGCUGGACAGGGUCGUAGGCAUUCAGCAAUCGGCCGCGCUGGCAAUCGGCCGCCUGGCUAACUCUUCCUCCGAUCUGGCCGAGGCAAUAGUCCAGGGCGACAUACUGCCACACGUAAUUUACUCCAUGCAGAAUCAGAAUAAAUUCUACAAGAAGUCAGCAGCGUUGAUACUGCGUGCAGUGGCCAAACAUUCUCCGGAACUUGCGCAGGCUGUCGUCGAUGUAGGUGGCCUGGAAGGUCUUCAAGCCUGCCUGGAAACGUUUGAUCCAGCCGUGAAGGAAUCUGCACUAUGGACGCUUGGCGUGAUAGCCAAGCAGAAUGAUGAUCUGGCAAUGGCCGUGGUGGACUCAGGCGCCGUUCCCACCAUUGUGCUGUGCGUGAACGAAGCCGACAUGCCAGUGCGACGAACAGCCGUGUCGGCUCUCAGUGAGAUCUGCAAGCACACUGCAUCACUGACGCAGAUGGUGGCUGCUUCGGGAGCAAUUCAAAACCUCUGCAAGGCUCUGCACUCGACGGAUGGAAGACUGAAGAGAAUUACUCUUGGAGCAUUGAGUCAAAUUGCGAAGCACAACGUUGACCUGGCUGAGCUGGUGGUGGAGGGUGAUGCGUUUCCGGGCGUGCUGAAAGACCUAAGGCAUCCAGAUGACAAUGUACAGCGCAAUGUUGUCAUUCUAAUCCGAGAAGUCGUCAAGCAUUCGUUUGAUUUAGCACAGCUGGUUGUGAACACCGGAGCCCUGGGUGGACUGGUCGACUACAUGGGCAGGAGUGGCAAAGAGGCGCAGCUACCAGCCAUACAGGCCAUCGGCUACAUCAGCUCAAUGAGUGAAGAGCUGGCGUCGGCAGUCAUCAAAAGCAAGGCACCUCUCCAGCUGCAGAUGACCCUGAUGCAAGUGGAGAGCCAUCCUGAGGUGGCUGGCUCGACGGCAUGGGCACUGGGUCAGAUUGGCCGGCACUCGACAGAUCACACAAACUCCGUAGCGGGUGGUGAUAAUCUUACCCACUUGGUCAAUCUCGCCGUCAACGACGCAAGCCCGCCAGAUGUCAAGUCAAAGGCCGAGUCUGCUCUCAAGCAGAUUCUGAGCAAGUGCACCGAACUGCAAGCGCUACUGGCAUUGCUGGCGAAAGCUCCACCUCACAUCCUUGAGCAUGUCGUCGUGCAGUUUAGUAAAGUCCUACCGAAGAAUCCCUCCGCAAGGAAGAUGUUCAUCUCCACGGGAGGUCUCAGAAAAGUCAACUCAAUCGUGUGCACACCGGGCAGUAUCACCGAGACAGCUGUGCAUCAGAUCAAAGCUUGCUACCCGCCAGACAUAGUCCAAUUCUACUCACCUUCCUACGCAGACUCAAUUCUCGAACGUGUCGAACACUUCCAACCCGAGAGAGCACGGUCCUAGAUCAACGAUGCCUCAACGAUGGCAGGUAUUACAACAACGACAACGACAACAACAGCAACGACAACAGCAACGACAACAACAACAUCGACAACAAUGAAAACAGCAGCACCAGCAGCAGCAGCUACACAUUCACCCAUCAGACACCGUCCAUCAUCAUGCUCAACCGCAACACCUCUCCUUAGUCACAUAUCAAGGCCAAGCGGUCAACCGGAAAGUAUAUAAUCAAGUUUAGGUCCUGACCAGUCGACGCCAGCAAAGAACUGAAGAAUCUUGAUGCCGUCUUGUUCACUAUGCAAUGCAUGUACUCGUGAUGAAUUGUGUAAUGAUGUGCCAAUACAAUACGGGCCAUUUCUAGUACAAGCAGUCAUGUACAUUGCUUCUCAUAGCAUAUGUUCAGAGUUGUGAUGCUUGGCCACAGUGAUCUCGCUCACCAGCAGCACAUCAACAGCACAUCAUCAUAGGUUUGCAGCACAUGUAAAUUCAUAUGCCAUGAUUCUGGUACUGUACUAGUAGCGAUAAUGGAAGUUUCGAAAGCACUAUAUUGUUGCAAGUAUGUAGAAAGUGUGUUCAAUGCUAGCACUAAAACAGUACAAUGAAUAAUUCAAAUAGGAGUGCAUAGGGUGUGUUGUAUCAAUAGCUGUCAUGUUUUUUUUAUGCAGUCAUGCCAAUGGUAAUUUCGCUAGGGCACUCACCAGCCCUGCAGUUUCUUUCUGUACAUACAAUAAUGAUGAUACGGGCAACCAUGCUAUACAGGAAUGCCUCAGAAAUGGAAGCUAACUUGCAGCAUACUCAA
Molecule: messenger RNA, 2639 nt
Organism: Sycon ciliatum
Lineage: Eukaryota; Metazoa; Porifera; Calcarea; Leucosolenida; Sycettidae
Product: sperm-associated antigen 6-like
Exons: 14
Coding region: 308-1846 (512 amino acids)
Biological process (GO): cilium movement
Cellular component (GO): microtubule cytoskeleton
Molecular function (GO): microtubule binding
Source: RefSeq, a predicted model, not a curated record